AGGUGGACAACGCAUUCGCAGUCUCCUAUCGGUCGCCAGCAUCGCGAAAUUGCCAAUUAUCGAAGGCAUCAUCCAUUCACUUGUUCAUGCUGCUUGCUUGCUUGGAAGCAAUGUACGAUGAGCAUCAUUUGGAAACUUUGCGCUCCUCUUGUACUAUACAGUCUCACGUUGGCUCUAGGGGCGAGCAAUGUCCGUUGGGAUGAUGGUGCCCUAUCCACAUUUAUUACGAGGCCCGAUCUCAAGCCGCCCAAGCUCCGUGUCGCUGUUCACGACGCCGAAAGAGUGACUCCAGGCUAUCUCUUCAUUGCGCCCUACAGUCACUUAGUGCCAGCGUCUGACAUGCAUGUAUACUCAACGCAUCAGAUAGGGCCACACAUCUACGACCAGGCCGGACGCCUUGUAUGGAGUGGAGCGGGUCUUUUCCCUAAUCGCGUCGCACUCGACUUCAAGAAGAAGACACUAGCGGAUGGAGCCGAGUACCUAACCUUCAUCGCUUACCAGAGCUUUCCCGGUUCGCCUUUCGAGAGAGGUGCUGGCAUUGCGCUGGACUCGGCGUACCGCAUGAUUCGAAACGUGACCAUUCCGUUGGAAGAAGGCUCAGUAUUGGACGUGCACGAGUUUACUCUGGUUGACAACGGCCAGUCUGCCCUGCUCGCAACCUCGAAGGUCGUCUUGACCUCGGUCGGUCCUGCGUCAGGGAACCAACAGCGGACCGCCUUGAUCAUGAAUGCGGAAGUGCAGGAAGUCAAUAUCUCAUCGGGCCAGAAGAAGUUCGUGUGGAGUGCGAUCGAUCAUAUAUCGACCAACGAGAGUACAUCGCCCAUGCCGAAUAAGGGCUCGUUUGACAAGUGGGACUAUCUGCAUCUCAAUUCGGUUGAAAAGACUGUCAACGGCGACUAUCUGAUAUCUGCAAGGCACACCGAUGCGGUAUACCUUGUCUCCGGUAUCGAUGGCUCCAUCAUAUGGCGCCUCGGCGGCACACGGUCGUCUUUCGUGAUGGAAGGCUUUAAUUUCUCGCGACAGCACGACGCACGACUACUUGCACAGAACGACACUAUCACGGUCGUGUCUUUACUCGACAACGCCGCCGACGAAAGCUUGACGAAUUUGACAAGCUCUUCGUGCUCAUCACUGCUUACAAUAGCUCUCCAUACUGCCGUCGAGCCAAAGAGGGCGAUCCUGGUCAGCCGCAUCAGCCGACCUGAUGAAGGUUUGUCUCGCCUUCGUGGUAACAUGCAAACGCUGCCUGGUGGGAACGUACUCGGCGGAUGGAGCGAACAAGGCUGGAUCACCGAGCAUGCUCCUAAUGGCGACCUGGUGUAUGAAGCUGCCUUCGCCUCGGAUCGAUUCUGCACGUACCGCGCAUUCAAAUUUGACUGGACCGCCUCGCCUGCGGGACUGCCGGUUGCGAGCGCCUUCGCUUCGACAACAUCGCGCGGUGAACACGCCACGGUCAUUCACGUGAGCUGGAACGGCGCCACCGAAGUCAAGGUCUGGAACUUCUUUACUACCGAUGACGGCGUACAUUCACCACGAAGGAUAGGCAAUGCGGAAAAGGCAGGCUUUGAAACCUCUGUUGUCAUCGGUAGCCACUUUGCAACUGUGUUCGCAGAGGCUAUCGAUGGGUCAGGGAGAAGCUUAGCCAAUUCAACUAUGGUCAAUACCGAGUUGCCGCUCGGCUGGCGCAUGGACUUUUCUUUGCCAGCGCCGGAGCGCCCUUCUUCGCCGCAAGAAGCUUCGGCAGAUAAAGAGCCACGACCUUCGACGGAAGAGCUUGCGCUACUUGAACAGAUACGUGAGAGCAACUCCGCCGUAUUUAGUAUGCCAGUCCUGUUGGCAGUCGUGGUUCUCUGUCCACUUGGUUUGUCGCUGUCACUUAGGUGGUGUGUCUUGAGGCGGAGAACCAGAGCACAACUGAAGUGCAAGGAAUGAAGACAGACGGCAGAUGCUAAUGUAUCCCAUUCCCUUCUUGAACAUGACUACUUCAUGCAUGUACACUACGCGCGCAUGAGCGCAGAUGUAAAGAGGCCUGAGUAUGCGGUCUGAUUGAGGUCAGAUCCUACGGCCAUUUUCCCAGCCUUACGGUCGCGCACAAGCCAUGGGGUGCCCCUGAGCCCAAAUUGCAGUGGGACCUGAUCGGUCAAUCAUCAGUAUGAAGGACCGAGAUUCGCCUGGAAACCAACUCCGUUCAUUGAUCACAUAGAUAGUGCUUGCAAUCCGAGACU
Baudoinia panamericana UAMH 10762 is the source of this 2225-nucleotide messenger RNA. RefSeq lists its product as uncharacterized. The transcript has 4 exons. The record is from RefSeq and is a predicted model, not a curated record. The coding region runs from base 118 to 1932 and encodes 604 amino acids. Lineage: Eukaryota; Fungi; Ascomycota; Dothideomycetes; Mycosphaerellales; Teratosphaeriaceae.